This is a messenger RNA of Eimeria mitis, 339 nucleotides long. RefSeq names its product interferon gamma-inducible protein 30, putative. The transcript has 2 exons. The record is from RefSeq and is a predicted model, not a curated record. The coding region runs from base 1 to 339 and encodes 112 amino acids. Lineage: Eukaryota; Apicomplexa; Conoidasida; Eucoccidiorida; Eimeriidae.
AUGAUGGCUGAGCAGACACCUGAACACGACCAUGUACCCUGGAUAACUGUAGACAAGCAACACUCUGCGGUAGCAGAGAAAGACCUCCGCUGCGCCAUCUGCACUUCUGCUGCUGGCGGUGAAGAAAGUCUAAGAGAGUUCUGUGCAGGGAAGGAAGGAUGCGACAAGCAGCAGCAGCAGCAGCAGCAGCAGCAGCAGCAGCAGGUGCUGCAGCUGCAGCAGGAGAAGGAACAGCACUCACAGCAGCAGCAGCAGCAGCAGCAGCAGCAGCAGCAGGAUGCUGCUGCGAAUCUCGUGGUGACAGACAUAUACCGCAUGGCUUCUCAGGAAGAAGUGUAG